GGAGCUCUUCAAUUUGUGUCGAUAGAGAGUACAAAAAGUAUGACGUUAUUAGCUUAUGUAACUUUUUCGGCUGCUUCUUGACACGUGUGACCAGCUCUGCAGGACGGAGGGUGGCUGAAAUAUGGUGGUGUCUGUUGAUGUUAUCCACACAUUCAAAUAUCCACUCGAGUUUGUCGUGAACACUCAUUUUACAAAGUAUCCAAAUGACAAAGAGAAAUAUGUUCAGAAAAUUGUUACUAUCGAGCAAAGAAUUGACAAGGACAGCGGAAUUAACUACAGAAGGAGGAUAGCAACAUGUCAUAAUGUCGUACCAGCUGUCCUUCGUCUGAUAAGUGUUUUAAAUGUGAAGGAAUUUCUCCUGGAGGAGAAGGCUUGGCUGAAUUCCAAGAAACGAUCUCUUCAUCUUAAAAGUCGCAAUCUCACCUGGUGUAAAUAUGCAAAUAUGUGGGAAGAGUCCGAGUUCAGGCCUUGUCCAGAAAAUCCGAAGUGGACACAGUUAAAGCAACACGGAGUUAUCGAUAUUCAAGGCAUCGGACCAUUUGGUAGAGUGAUUGAACUAUUUGCUGAAAAUUUCCUCCACGCAGGUGUGAAAAGAGGUCUUGGUAUCAUGGACGAUUUGUUGUUGGAAAGAUGUCAAGCCGACCUAACGGAAAUACGAAUUUGACAUCAGAGAUGGAUUCUUAGAUAAAUCAUGGGUACCAAUAAUAAUACUCCAGCUUGUCUACCUCUAUUGUGUGGAGACGACAAUGAGAUUGUGAGGAGAUGACAAUGAUAUUUUACACCGUACGCUCGGAGCGUGUCUUGCCUAAAUGACUCUACCUCUGUUGUGUGGAGAUGACAAUUUUACACGGUACGCUUGGGGCGUGUCUUACCUAAGUGAUUCUACCUCUGAUGUGUCGAUAUGACAAUGAUAUUUUAUACGGUACGCUCAGAACGUGUCUUGCCUAAGUGACUAAAUGUAUAUGUCCGUGUCAGUUAUUGCAGCCAAUAUUUGUGCCAUUAGGUCCAAACAGUUUAGUCGUGAAGUAACCUCUCCAGAGUAUGUAUUUGGAAGAAGAUAGUUCGCACACAAAGGAAGGAGAUCUCGCAUAUUACCUUAGCCCGAGUUUCCUCUGGCCUUGACACUCAGGCUAAUAGUACAUGUACAUCUGUUACAUUUCAGCAAAAACAAACGACAUCCGACAAUGGAUGGUUUACCUCUCUCUGACGCAUCAACAAUUCAUUUGAUUAAUAGAAACACUCUGUAAGGACUAAACACGAAGACAGUCAGGACUAAACACACACACAGUCAGGACUAAACACGUACAGUCAGGACUAAACACGUACACAGUCAGGACUAAACACGUACACAGUCAGGACUAAACACGUACACAGUCAGGACUAAACACGUACACAGUCAGGACUAAACACGUACACAGUCAGGACUAAACAUACACAGUCAGGACUAAACGUACACAGUCAGGAAUAAACGUACACAUUCAGGACUAAACACGUACAGUCAGGACUAAACACAUACACAGCCAGGACUAAACACACACAGUCAGGACUAAACAUACACAGUCAGGACUAAACACGUACAGUCAGGACUAAACACAUACACAGUCAGGACUAAACACGUACACGGUCAGGACUAAACACGUACACAGUCAAGACUAAACACACACAGUCAGGACUAAACACGUACAGUCAGGACUAAACACGUACACGGUCAGGACUAAACACGUACAGUCAGGACUAAACACGUACACAUUCAGGACUAAACACGUACACGGCCAGGACUAAACACACAGUCAGGACUAAACAUAUACAGUCAGGACUAAACACGUACAGUCAGAACUAAACACGUACACGGUCAGGACUAAACACGUACACGGUCACGACUAAACACGUACACGGUCAGGACUAAACACGUACACGGUCAGGACUAAACACGUACACGGUCAGGUCUAAACACGUACACGGUCAGGACUAAACACGUACACAGUCAGGACUAAACACACACAGUCAGGACUUAACACGUACACAGUCAGGACUAAAUACACAGUCAGGACUAAACACACACAGUCAGGACUAAACACACACAGUCAGGACUAAACAUACACGGUCAGGACUAAACACAUACACAGCCAGGACUAAACACACUCAGUCAGGACUAAACACACAGUCAGGACUAAACACGUACACGGUCAGGACUAAACACACACACAGUCAGGACUAAACAUACACAGUCAGGACUAAGUUGUAAUGUACAUUGUACGGUUGAAUGCUGCACAAAGAACAAUAUCUACUUGAUUGGCAGCAGUAAAUAUAUGCACCUUUUGAUGUGACCUUUUUUGUUGUAUUAAUAAAAAUAGAUUUUUA
Molecule: messenger RNA, 2361 nt
Organism: Pecten maximus
Lineage: Eukaryota; Metazoa; Mollusca; Bivalvia; Pectinida; Pectinidae
Product: PRELI domain-containing protein 2-like
Exons: 6
Coding region: 122-664 (180 amino acids)
Biological process (GO): phospholipid transport
Cellular component (GO): mitochondrial intermembrane space
Molecular function (GO): phosphatidic acid transfer activity
Source: RefSeq, a predicted model, not a curated record